This is a messenger RNA of Oreochromis niloticus (Nile tilapia), 620 nucleotides long. Its product is annotated as cell surface A33 antigen-like. The transcript is spliced from 3 exons. Gene Ontology annotation, molecular function: signaling receptor binding. The coding region runs from base 1 to 567 and encodes 188 amino acids. The record is from RefSeq and is a predicted model, not a curated record. Lineage: Eukaryota; Metazoa; Chordata; Actinopteri; Cichliformes; Cichlidae. Gene Ontology annotation, cellular component: external side of plasma membrane. Gene Ontology annotation, biological process: regulation of cytokine production; T cell receptor signaling pathway.
AUGGUAAAGACUCAGCCAAUGAUCAAGAAAAGAAAACAGCAUAGGCUGCCAGGUUACACCAUUACUAAUCCAAAGGUGCAUUGUGUAUUUGAUUCCUUUAACCUCGCUGCUCUCUUAGUUUCUCUUUCAGACCCAAAAAUCAUCACAGCCGAGUCUGGACAGAACGUCACUCUGCCAUGUCGAGCUUCAAACAACAACUUCAUAAUACUUGAGUGGAGCAGAGCUGAUCUGGGGACACAGCAUGUUGUUGUGUACAGGGAUGGGCACUUUGCUCCAGACAACCAGCAUCCAUCUUUUAAGAACCGGGUGGAUCUGCAGGACAGACAGAUGAAGGAUGGAGACGUGUCUUUGAUUCUGAAAAAUGUGACAACUGCUGAUAAUGGAACAUAUGAGUGUCGUGUCUUAAUGGGAGAAAUACACUCGUGGGAGCUCAACAUCAUCUACCUGAGUGUUGUUGAUCCUCCAGCUCACGAAAACAUCCAAAUACCACCAGCAAUAAAAGCGAGUAGGCCAAAUGCAGUUCCUGCUGACGCACCGACUAUCACUCCAACAGGUACACCUGUCUGAGCUGCAGGUGAGAAACAGGUGUGAGGUGUCAGCUGUCAGGUAGGUGAUGAGUG